Molecule: messenger RNA, 6787 nt
Organism: Spirodela intermedia
Lineage: Eukaryota; Viridiplantae; Streptophyta; Magnoliopsida; Alismatales; Araceae
Source: the annotation of a GenBank genome assembly
AUGGAUUCCUCUUCCCACCACCAGCAGUGGGCGCAGGCACAGCACCAGCAAGCGUGGCCUACCGCCGCCGCGGCUCCUCAGGGCUACCACCAACCCACCUCUAUCGAGGAAGUGAGGACUCUCUGGAUUGGGAACCUCCAGUAUUGGGUCGAUGAGAACUACCUCAGCAGCUGCUUCGCCCACACCGGAGAGGUUUGCUCUCCCGUUUGACACAUGCUCCUCGGACUCGUAGAGCCUUUAUUCUCCUCUUGCCCUCAGUGGUGGCGACUGUCUCGAGUGUUUCUCUGCGUCUGCUUCUUGCACGUUGUCAAAACCUAAAUAUGGGACCACAUAGAAAUUAAUCGCGGACCACAUACUGCUUCUCGUUAUACCAUUAAAUCCCGAAACUAUUUCAGAUUCAGAAAAGAUCACCUCUAUAUCUCGAUUUUAAGUUUGUUUAUAAAAUUCGAUUGAAAACAGCUCGUUACCAUGCUUCUAGGUGGCAUAGAAAUGCCGCUUCUUCACUAGAUGUCUAUCGCGUGUGGUUAAAGCUAUCAGAGAGGGCUUAUAUUGAUAUAUUUCUCUCCUUCCUCUGCGUUGUACUGCUGGCCUCUUUCCUUUAGCUUGGCAUAUAUAGACAAAAGUUGUUUCUUUAUGGCGAGAAGAGAGUAAUUGCAUAUUUAUUUAUUUAUUUAUUCCUGAGAAUCAUAAACCUUACCCCUUGUCUAAAUAGCUGGCAUCUUAAGUGCGUCCUCUCUUUUACGUUGGAUUUUUUUGUAAGAUUAUUUUUAUCUCUGUCAGCUCUAAUGAUUACAUUUAGGCUGGCUUGGGAUCUUUUAAAUACGAAUUUGGGUGGAUUAGACGUGCCAUUCUUAGAUUUUAUUUUUUCUUCUUCUUGGUGCUCUGACCAUGAAUAAAAUAAAUGGCAUUCGUUAAUUUUUUUUUUCACAUUCUUGUUUCCCUUAUAAGCAUAAGGUCAUAGUUUUUUGAGCGCAGAUAAUUCUACACUUUUAACUGUGGAAUCGCUUUAAAUGAAUUGUAAGUUUAGCUAUUUGACAUUAGAUUUCUUGGUUGUGCCGUUCUUUUUUUGGCUCUAUUAGUAUGAAUACUUAGUUAGGUUGGUAUGAGACACAGCUUCAUAGUGGAUUCUGUGGGAUUUUAUGAAUUAAUCUAUGCUUGAUGUUUUAUGGGGAAGUUCAUCUGUUCGUUAUUUGAUCAUUCACCUUGAGAUUUGAAUAAAAUUAUUAUUGUGUUUCGUUCCGUGAACAACUGUUAAUGUUUGUUCCUCGCAUUUUUUUCUUGUAUUGCAUCUCUUGACUAAUAGUGGUUUUUGCUUCAUGUGGACCUAUAGGUUGUUUCAAUAAAGAUUAUUCGCAACAGAUUGACUGGGCAGCCUGAGGGGUAUGGGUUUGUGGAAUUUGUUUCUCAUGCAGCUGCAGAAAGGAUCCUGCAAACAUACAAUGGGACACAGAUGCCUGGAACGGAGCAGACGUUUAGGUUGAAUUGGGCUUCCUUUGGCAUGGAAAAACGUCCUGAUGCUGGACCAGAGCAUUCCAUCUUUGUAGGUGAUUUAGCACCUGAUGUCACAGAUUACUUGUUGCAAGAGACCUUUAGAGUCCAGUAUCCUUCAGUCAGAGGUGCAAAGGUCGUAACUGAUCCUAAUACUGGGCGAUCAAAGGGAUAUGGAUUUGUAAAAUUUGUCGAUGAGGCCGAGAGAAACCGUGCCAUGACAGAAAUGAAUGGAGUUUAUUGUUCCACCAGGCCUAUGCGCAUUAGUGCAGCCACACCAAAGAAGACCGCAGGGUUUCAGCAACAGUUACCUACUACCAAAGGUGAUUACACUUUUUUUCCUCCUUGUUGAGGCAUAGAGUUUUAUAAUGUUUAUUGUGUCAGUAUUGGUAGCAUUACCAACGGCUCUUGUGAUAUAUAUGAGAUCAGUUUCAUUGGUGGAAUAUAUGGAUACUUUUUCUCAUUUCAUUCCCAAUGAGUGGCUUACUUUUUGAACGCUUUCCUGGUGCCUUGAAUUAUAGCAGAUCUGUUUCUUUUAUUGGUAGCAGGAUUGGAUAUAAUUUGGAGGCUAGAGUAACCUGGGCAUUAGAGGUUGGUAACUCUAACAUUUAGAGUUAAAUGCAGGUAGCAUUCAUGAAUUGAUAUGCUCUACCUUAGUGCGUUGGCCAAAAUACUGGAGAGGCGAUAUUAAAAAUGGAAGAUGUUGGAUUCGUCUGCAGCCCUGGUUUCCCCUUUGUUGCAUGGAAUUAAAUUCCUAACAAUUUUUUUAAAAAUAAAAAUCCUAACCAUUUGUCCAUUACUGUAAUAAUUAGGCUCCACAUUAUAUCGCUAAAUGAGGGAACUUUCAUUGGGAGAUAGCCUUUCAUGAGGGUGAUGCUUGCAAGAAGCAACCGUAUUGUUUGAAAACCUGUAUAAAAAGGGUAAAGUAUAGAUGUUGAUUAUAUGCAUUUUUUUUCAUAAUGCAAAUAAAGAAAAGUGAUCACCAUGUUUGGAGGAUUCACAAUGCUAUCUCUAGUCCAACUAAUGACCUUUUUAUUUGAAAAUAUCACAAUAUUCAUCUGAAGCUCGAGACUUGGAUUCCUUCUCCUUCAGCCAUCCAAAUUUCACAUCCUUUCAUUGACUAAUUUAAAUAUUCUUAGUCGACAUUAAAGGAAAUGAGUAUACAAGGGUGUUGGGGAUUUAUUCCUAAAAGUAACUAAAAGUAGUUAUGAAAUUCCUCCUCAGUGCUUUUCAGUGUUAUUUCUUUUGAAACAAGGAAAAAUGGACUAAUUUUUCUAGUGUUCUUAGAAAUUUAAAGUUAAAACUAACAGUGCUUGGAGAUAAGGAAAGACCUAGGAGAAGAACAAAAGUGCUGAUGCCUUGUUGCCAGAGCUUACUGCAAGGAAAUCAUCAUAAGCUUCAGGGUCUCACUGGCGAGAUUGAUUAUUGUACUGUGUUAUAGAAUGUCCUCUCUUCAAGUAUUAACACCGUAAUGAUGGAAAUUUAUUCAGCAUAAUGUCAAAACUUGGUUGUUGAAAGUUGCCCUUUUAGUAUUUGUUUCACUGAGCAAUGUUCAUUAUACUUAUGACAUGGUGAAGCGGCUUCUUUGUUUUUCAACUUGGUGGAUAGAAACACGAUCUGAUAGGGAAUCUCUUGAAAUCUGGUUUCGAAAUUAUUUUAAAAGAUCAUCUAUGCAAGUUUUAAAAAAACGGAAGAAAACGGGACAAAACCAUUUUUUUUCUCAUAAGUUUUUUUUUUUUUUUGGGCUUUCUGGAAUCUGGACCAACCAAACAAGUGUUGGCUUUCGUGAUUCAUCUGUUAAACUGAGUUAGAGGAACUGAGGAAGUGGUUGAAGAGAUAGGAGUCCCAAGGAAGAGGGCAUCCUAUUGGAUGUCUGUGUUUUUUGUUAUGCAUAUAUUCAAAUGAUUCUUUUGCGGUCAAGUGUUUGAGCAGAAAGACUGAAGCCAAAUCAGUUUAUGAUCAUUUGAACUCUUUGAUUUGUCGAAUAUUUAGUUAAGCAUUACUAUGAAAAUAAUUACUACAGUACUCAGGGAGACUGCGUAGGAUGCGAGAAUUUGGAUCCUACUCACACUGGUAUUUAGACUGGGUAGUUGCUUACUAUGGGCAGAUAUCUAUUUUUUAAUGCUGCUCAUUCUUAGAGUAACCACAUUAUGCCUGCUAUUUUUUACAGCUGCAUAUCCGAUGACUUAUGCCACGCCACAGGUGCAGCCAGUUGCAACAGAUGGUGACAUGACGAACACAACUGUGAGUCAAUAUGUUUGUCCCUGGUCGUUUUGUCCCGAGGAUCUGUCAAUUUGCAUCAUUCUUGUUGUUGAUAUGAUUUGGUAUUAUUCCUUGCAGAUAUAUGUUGGCAGCUUGGAUCCCAAUAUCACUGAGGAUGAACUGAGGCAAAUUUUUGCACAAUUUGGUGACCUUAUUUCUGUCAAAGUACCCCAAGGCAAAGGCUGUGGUUUUGUCCAAUUUGGCUCUAGGUAUGUCCACAAUAUUGCGAGUCCGUCUUCCAUCUUAUGAGAUUCUGCAUGAUGAGGCACAGGCGUGUGACAGUUAAUUUUCUAAAUGCUCAAGAGGAUACCCUUUAAAAGAAAUAUAAUUCAAUUCUUUUGGUAGUAACAAUUAGCCCAGAGUCUUGACAAUGCCAAUUCAUAUCUCCCUUCCCUGCAGAUGGUUUAGCAGAUGCUAAAACAGUGAACCUAUCUCCAUAAAUUUCAUUUAUUUAUUUCAUUGUCUUAUUUGGAUUUCUUGAAAUCCAAUACGAGGUAUCUAAACAAAAUUGCCAAGUGAAGAAAUGCACCUUUGCUUGCUUUUUUUUCUUUAUACUUUUCAUGGGGAUUCGGAUGUUUGAAAAUUUCAGUUGGAACUGAUUGAACAUUUGUCUCCGGAACCAUGAUUUGAUAUGCCCUAUAAAUUAUUCCUUCCGUGGACGUGGAAUUAGGUCAAAUAAGCAUGCCAAGGAGUGGGAUGCCAGGCCUGCAUGCCAACAACUGUUGCCGUCCGGUUUUAGUUACCUCAUAUUUUUUCUACAUAUUGUUGAUUGUUUCUAUACUGUAAUCUAUACCCAUUUGCGUCAUAUUUACUAUAGACAGUUUAUAUGCCAGGUUUUCCUUGCCUGAAUGAUGAUAUUCUGCUUUAAUUCUGUAAAAGUUACCCUUAACCUCUUCUUUUUGGAUGCUUUACAUCACUGAAUUUCCUCUUCUUUGCUUUUAAGGGCAUCUGCUGAAGAAGCUAUUCAAAGAAUGCACGGGACGAUGAUUGGUCAACAAGUUGUUCGUCUUUCAUGGGGUAAAAGCUCAGAAAAUAAGCAGGUUUGUUUUUGAAGAUAAUCCCGACGUUUAAUUUUUUUACGAUUAUCAUUCUAUAAUGUAUAUCUUCCAUAGCAAAUGGUCAUAUUUAGGAAAUACUUUGACUGCGCCAGAGUAGUUUGGACUUAGUCUUUGAAAACCAGAAACAAAAGUGUUUUCCUUGGAUAGAUCCCAGAUUCAGUUAAAUUUCCUCGUUUUUACGGCUUCUCUGAGUUUCUGUGCAACUGAGACAUAUAGUUUGGAAUAAUGCUAUUAAGUACCUCUAGGAGGGGAUGGCUGGAGAUCUAUACACAAAUCUGUGAUACACGCAGGGGAUUCUCAACCAUAAACCAGAAACCCUAGACAGGGGUUUCUUGAUAUAAAAGGUUAAAAAGGGUGGUCAAUCAAAGCGCGCAGUCCAAUGGAAUCCGCUAAUGGGGGGAUCUAGUUUGUAUUAUAUCAUGUCUUGGGAGCUAUAAUGUUAAUCCAUUUCUACACCCUUCCCUCAAGCUGAGAUUGGAUAUAUCUCACGUUCAACUUGUUCACCGUUUUUGCAUCUCUUAUUCCUUCCCUGAUGAAGUAUCAGCUCUGUUGUCGAUGGUUAUUUGUAUUAUCUCAUCCUUUCGCACAAGACUAUUAGCGACCCUGAUCUCAGCCCUGUUGUCACAACAGUAUUUGAUGUGGAGGGUAACCUUUGUACCAAUGUGUGGGAGUACAAUUUUCAGCCAUAGCCACUCAACCAGUAUUGAAUCUAGCAUACUCACUUCAGUAUUUACUUCUCCAUGAGUCAGGAUGACCUCCCGUGAAGGUACAUAACCCCGCAGUUGACUUUAUAUCAUUGUGAGAGAUUGUAACUUUCAUCGACAAUAGCUUUCUUCGAGCUGUCAGUGUAAGGAAGUAGUGUUCUUUCCUGGUGAACACUUGACGAACUUAACUGCUCUAUCCAUGUUCCCUAGAGGAACUUAACUUGACGACUUUUUAAGGGCAUCUAUAAAUAGGAAACGGGUAGGAUCAAUUCUUCCUUUCUGAAUACUUCAACUGAUGGUCAACUGUUUCUGUAACUUUCAUGGGUAGUUUUGCUUUCAUUCUGUAUACGUAGUAUGCUAACCGUCUGCAUUCUGAAUUGGAAAGGAAACGCUUGCUGAUCUCAUGAUUGGAAGGGGGUAUGCACAGUUUUCAAUGUUUCCUGACGCAGAGGUUUCCUUUUGUGUUCAUGAUCUCAGGAUCCAUCUGCCAUGUGGGCCCAACAAGCGGAUCCCAACCAGUGGGCUGGUUAUUAUGGCUAUGGACAAGGAUAUGAUGCCUAUGCGUAUGGAGCUUCUCAAGAUCCGUCUUUCUAUGCGUAUGGCGCCUAUGCUGGAUAUGGCCAAUACCCUCAACAGGCAAGGACACUUUUCUGUCAUCUAUUAGUGUUGUUAACACUUCUCCCAUUCUUUUAUGGAGGAGGGCCUUCUAUAAUUUAUGUGAAAUAAAAGAUAAUUUGAUGCAUGCGUGUUCUGGGUUUUCUUCCCUCUUCUUAUUCUGUGAUUAUAUCUCGGAAAUACUGCAAGUUUUAAUGUGGAAAUGAACCCAUUCCGGGGUUUUACCCAGAUUGGCAGUGACCCAGUUUGAGAUUAAUACGGGCAGAAAUGGACUUAACCUGGUUGUUGACGUCAUUACAGAGAUCCCUUCUGAAUAGUUUGGCAAGAAAUAGUUUUCUUCUUUUCUUUCUCAUGGCAGCUUCAUAGUUUUCUGCCUCCUCUUUCCAGGCGGAUGGUCUCUCAGACAUGACUGCCAUGGUGGGUUCGAUCCCUACUGCAGAACACAGGGAGGAAGCUUUCGACCCGUUGGCUAUUCCAGAUGUGGAUAAGUUAGUUCUCUCUCUCUCUCUCUCUCGUUUUCUUUGCUCACAUUGCUUUCCUAAGGGAUCUCAUCAUCUAUCUGCUAUCUUGAAUCCUCUGGUUAGGUUGAAUGCCACCUACACUGCUGUUCAUGGAAACUCGAUGGUGGGAAGGCCUCUAUGGUUGAGGAACUUAGCUUGA